UGGGGGAGGCGCAGGUCGAGAGGGAAGGGGCAGUUCGAUGGGGAAUGGGGAAGGAGCUCACUCACGGGCGUCGAGGGUACCCUCCCUGCUGUCGAAGGCACUGCUUGGCAUUCGCUUUCGCCCUCCUCCACGCUCACACUCCCUCCGCCGACCGCUUUUCUUCGCCGUCCCCUUCCUGCACUUCCACCCUCGAGCUCUCCUGCACAGCGCGUGUAGCUCCACCCCUCCCCUGCCAGACGCCGAAAAUGAGAUGAUUCCAUUCCCAGUCUGACCCGUGGUCCACAUCUCUCCUGCGCCCAUCUCGCGUAUCCACGCUACUCCUUUCGCGUGCCCGGGCCCUUCUCUGCCUGUGUUCCAUCGUCGCGUCCUUCCCCUCCGUCGUCGCCCGCACUUGAUCGCCCUUCGCACCGACAUCCUCAUGAGACGACACGCUCCCCUUCGCCAUGUCUCCACUGGCUGAAAGGCAGCGGGAAAACGGGUCGUCGUUCGAUAUGAGCAGUCGAACGCGCCCACCUUCGCU
Messenger RNA from Schizophyllum commune H4-8, 520 nucleotides. RefSeq lists its product as uncharacterized. The coding region runs from base 38 to 271 and encodes 77 amino acids. The record is from RefSeq and is a predicted model, not a curated record. Lineage: Eukaryota; Fungi; Basidiomycota; Agaricomycetes; Agaricales; Schizophyllaceae. The transcript has a single exon.